CCCCGCCCCUGCGGAGCCUCGCCAGCGUAGUUCCGGGUGAGCGAACCCAGAUCGCGCGUGCGCCGUUGUGGCCCUGUGGCCCAUGCUGUGGCGGCGCGGCGAUGGAACCGGCUGAGCUGCAGAACGAGCUAGUGUCAGCCGAGGGCCGGAACCGGAAGGCGGUACUGUGCCAGCGUUGCGGCUCUCGGGUGCUGCAGCCAGGGACUGCUCUUUUCUCUCGCCGACAGCUUUUCCUCCCCUCCAUGAGGAAGAAGCCAGCGCUGGCUGAUGGCAGCAAUCCUGACGGCGAUCUCCUCCAGGAACACUGGCUGGUUAAUGACAUGUUCAUCUUUGAGAAUGUGGGCUUCACCAAGGACGUGGGCAACAUCAAGUUUCUGGUCUGUGCAGACUGUGAGAUUGGACCCAUUGGCUGGCAUUGCCUAGACGACAAGAACAGUUUCUAUGUGGCCUUGGAAAGAGUUUCCCACGAGUAACUGAGGGGACUCUGCUGUAAAACUAUACAGCUCUCCCGACAGUGAACCUGUUGUGACUGCUGUGCCGGCGGUCUUCUCGGUACUAAUACAGAUGGUAAACACCGAUGUUUGCCCUUGAACUUGCAGGGGCCGUCCUGCUUCCUUCAGGCCUCAGUGCAUGCCUCCCACUUACUUAGUCCUCUCCGCAUCACAGCUGUCCUAACCCCACCUCCCCACUUUGGAACAUAGAAGAACAUGGAAGUACUCUACAAGUGUAGUCUGGCCCUUGGCACUCCACCUGGACACCUGCCAGGGCCCACUCCCUGCUCGACAAGAGCAGCAGUCAACUUUUUAGCUCUGGUGACAGGAAAAACAGGCUCACUUGCUAAUAAGUUGAAACUCCACCUUUUUCUCAUUCAAGAAGCCAGGUGUAAUAGGUGCACACCUGCAGUCCUACCUCUUGGGAGGUGGAAGCAGGAAGAUAAGGAGUUCAAGGCCAGCCUCAGCUAUAUAAUGAAUUCCAAGCCAGCCUGGGCUAUGUGAGAUGUUUCAAAAAACAUAAAGCAUACAAGUAUUUGCAAGUGGCUUCAUGGCAUGUGACCUACUUUUCUACAGCAGUGUGUUCUUUUUAAAAGUAAAACAUUUGCAGAUGUCAGUAUUUAAACCACUAGUUAGAAAUACAUCACUUUAGACACAUUUUCAAUACUGUGUUUGAGACACUUGGUUCCAGGUUGAUAGUGACAUUUUGUAGUGAAGAUGAACGUGGCCCUUCUUCCUGAAAAUCUUGAUUAGGUUUCUCUUUUUAUUAGUGCCUCCCUGCUGCAGUCUGCUUUUUUUUUUUUUUUUUUUUUUUUUGGUUUUUCGAGACAGGGUUUCUCUGUGGCUUUGGAGGCUGUCCUGGAACUCGCUUGGUAGUCCAGGCUGGUCUCGAACUCACAGAGAUUCGCCUGCCUCUGCCUCCCGAGUGCUGGGAUUAAAGGCGUGUGCCACCAACGCCCGGCUGCAGUCUGCAUUGUUAACCCCAAGGGAAACUCAGCCCUAACUGUCUACCAGGCUGUCUUGGAAUCAGAGUGGAGGGUAUAGGAUUUACAGAGGAUAGCUUAGCCAAAUCACAUCUGGGUUUAUUGGAAAGAUUUCCUUAAUAGGUGCUGUCAUCAUUCAUUAAAUAUAGGUUGUAAGGUCCUCGGGAUGUUGGUUCCUUGGACUGUUUAUGCCAACCCAGGAAGCAAACGCUUUCUACCAAGAUCUCCAUUGUUACAGGGUUGGGAUCAUCUUUUCUUAUUAGCCAACUUAAACCUUCAACGUGAUUUCCAGUUAUUUUGUCAUUUCUCUUCUGAAGUGACUCAGUAGCUUAAAAGGACUCUGAAUAAAACAGUGCAAAUACUUCGCCAUCAUCCCUUCCACGGGAGGCCUAAAAUUGAAAUAUGGACUAAGUAGAGACCUUGUUAUCCUUACAAUACCAGCAACUUGGGAGGCCACGGCAGGUCAAAGUCAGCCUCAGUUACACAUCGAAUUCAAGGCCGCUCUGUACCACACGAGAGCUUGUCUCAAACAAACAAAAAACAACAAAUAGAAGAUGGAAGGAUGGCUCAGCAGUUAAGAGUGUUUGCUGCUCUUUCAAAGGACCUGCGUUCAGUGCCUGUAAGUCCAGGGCAAGGGGCUCUACAAUUGCUUACACAUGUGUGAUGUACAUAUAGACAAGCAGGCACACACAUAAAAAUAAGUAAAUAAAAAUUUUAUAAUUUAAAAAGCAGAAAUUCCUGCCGGGCAGUGGUAGCAUAUGCCUUUAAUCCCAGCACUAGGGAGGCAGAGGCAGGCGGAUCUCUGUGAGUUCAAGGCCAACCUGGCUGGCCUACAGAGUGAGUUCCAGGAUGUCCCGGGCUACACAGAGAAACUCCCUCUGCAUCUGUCUCCUGGGUACUCUUUCCUCACUGAAGUGUUGUAAGGGCUCCCUCUGCAAGUACAGGCCCUGGGCACAGUUUUGCCAGCACUCACCCACUCAAGUGACUUUCUUCAAUACUCGAAGUCUGAAGAUGCUCUAACAGCAAAUGAGAGGCCAUGUUUCCAAACAAGCAAGCACACCCGAAUAUGGUGUUUGCAGGAAAACAGUUGAGACUGACCAGCUCGGGUCAGAAGGAACAAAACAAGCAGAUGUGUCUAGGGACACAUGGUCCCUCACUUCACAAGUCAGAGACCUAAACUGAACUAGGCUUUUAACUCAUGCCCCAUUUUUAAACCACAGAAACAAUAUGUUUAUUGUAUACCAGUGUAAAAAAACAGUAUAAAGUUCUAAUUUACUCACACUUCCAUUGGGCAGAGCUUGCCAGUGGUAAUGUGUAUAUCCUCGAUGUCUUUCUAUGUGCAAACAUGUAGUUUUCUAAACAAA
Messenger RNA from Mesocricetus auratus (golden hamster), 2838 nucleotides. It is a transcript of the gene Rabif, whose product is annotated as RAB interacting factor. The transcript is spliced from 2 exons. Gene Ontology annotation, cellular component: cytosol; membrane. Lineage: Eukaryota; Metazoa; Chordata; Mammalia; Rodentia; Cricetidae. The coding region runs from base 102 to 473 and encodes 123 amino acids. Gene Ontology annotation, molecular function: zinc ion binding; guanyl-nucleotide exchange factor activity. Gene Ontology annotation, biological process: post-Golgi vesicle-mediated transport; small GTPase-mediated signal transduction. The record is from RefSeq and is a predicted model, not a curated record.